AAGCCAUCAACAUUCAUCAACCCAACUUAUGAACCAGAUUUUUGCGCAAUAAGCAUAAAUAAACAGAGACGAAGAAACUAAACACAAUACACACAAAAAAAAAGAAAAACACAGCUUUCUCUCUGCAGCAAAAACAGAAAAGCCAUGGCCACUCACCUGUGCACCUCUUAUUCACCAAUCACUACCAGUAAAAUCACCAAUAACAAUAAUAACAAGGUUCUUUCUCUUCCUUUGAAGCCUAGAAAUGCUAAAGGUACUACCUUUCCGCUUUCUCUAAGAACAAGUACCAGACUUUCCAUAUCAGCUGUUGCUGGAAACACUGCUGUUCAAGUAGAUGGACCCACAACUUCUAGUAAAGGACCAAAGUCUUUGCCUUUUAGAGUGGGUCAUGGGUUUGAUCUCCAUAGGUUAGAGCCCGGCUACCCUUUGAUUAUUGGUGGAAUUAAUAUCCCUCAUGAAAGAGGCUGUGAAGCUCAUUCUGAUGGGGAUGUGUUAUUGCACUGUGUUGUGGAUGCAAUAUUAGGUGCACUUGGGCUGCCAGAUAUUGGGCAGAUAUUCCCCGAUUCUGAUCCUAAGUGGAAGGGAGCACCGUCAUCUGUUUUUAUUAAAGAAGCUGUAAGACUCAUGCAUGAAGCAGGCUACGAUAUUGGAAACUUGGAUGCCACCCUGAUCCUCCAAAGACCAAAACUUAGCCCACACAAGGAGGCUAUCAGAUCUAAUUUGUGUGAGCUGCUCGGAGCAGAUCCUUCUGUUAUAAAUUUGAAAGCAAAAACUCACGAGAAGGUUGACAGCUUAGGUGAAAAUAGAAGUAUUGCCGCCCACACCGUGGUUCUCCUUAUGAAGAAGUAAAGAUCCCUAAAUACUUGAAUUUUCAUAAUAUAAACAUUGUACUACAUUAGCAUUGUUGUUACUAUUACAGAUGAACGUGUUGGUUCUUAUGACUCUGUUUCCCUCUAGAACAAAUAACAAGUGGGCCGUAUACUCAGUUUCUAUCA
Messenger RNA from Ricinus communis (castor bean), 995 nucleotides. Its product is annotated as 2-C-methyl-D-erythritol 2,4-cyclodiphosphate synthase, chloroplastic. The record is from RefSeq and is a predicted model, not a curated record. The transcript has 3 exons. Gene Ontology annotation, molecular function: 2-C-methyl-D-erythritol 2,4-cyclodiphosphate synthase activity. Bases 145 to 849 code for a protein of 234 amino acids. Gene Ontology annotation, biological process: terpenoid biosynthetic process. NCBI's taxonomy places the organism in Eukaryota, Viridiplantae, Streptophyta, Magnoliopsida, Malpighiales, Euphorbiaceae.